UGUCAUGAGCAGCUUGGCGAGCCUGUGAGUGACUGUCGUUUACCUGAGGGACAAGAGGAUAUUAAGGCAAAGAAGAUUCAAAACAAAACAAAACAAAAAACCUGACUACUGCUGAUUAUUGUCUGGCUUUGUAUCCAAGUGCUUCAUGGCUGCCACCGAGGCUGUGCUCCCUUCCUUCAGCUCCUUCUCAAACCUCUCUGACAUUAAUGUGUGGAGGUCUGAGGACGGGUCGCCACCGCUGGGCCCCGAGCAGCUUCAUCUUUCCCAGGAAAUGAGCGGGGAGCUUCUGGACGACGAGAGCCAGGCUUCCUGGGACAUCGAGCUGCUGCUGUCCGAGUGGAGCAGCCCCUCGCCGAACCUCAGCCCUUCCCUGGACCGUAGUGAUGACAGGAUCCAACGACAGCUGAACCAAGACCGAGUGUAUCAUGAUUCAGGCAUGCUUAAGGACCAAACGGGUCAGGAACAGAUGGACGUUAGUCUCAUGGCCGAGUUUAUGUCCCCGACAGCAUCGUUCCAGCCACAUGUGUAUCACCAAGGUUACAAUAAUGACCCAGCCGGUCGAAUGUCAGCUACCAAUCAUGUAGACCAGUUUGGGUUCUCCCAGGAAAGACAAAGCUCAGGGAGCCUAAGUGAGGUCACAUCCUGGGAAUUCAAUCCGUAUUACCCCCCACAGCAUCCUUCUUUGGUGGCUUUCCCCGACGGCAGGUUCAUCCCACUCCAAGCUGCGACCUCCGACACUCGACACUACAACUACCCCUCUCACUUCUCCCACAGUGCCAGCCUUUUCUGUGACUACACGCACGGCCAGGCCAGUGGUCGUUUGGCCCUACAGCAACAGAUGGUCAAACCGGAGCUGCCCCCUGGCGGGGUGGAGGGGAAGCGCGGGCGAAGGUCUACCGGGAAAAAGAAGCCUGCCAUCCACAGCUGUGAAUACCCAGGCUGCAGCAAAACCUACACCAAGAGCUCGCACCUUAAAGCUCACCUUCGCACACACACAGGGGAAAAGCCUUACCAUUGCUCAUGGGAAGGCUGCACCUGGAAGUUCGCCCGCUCUGAUGAGCUGACGCGUCACUACCGCAAGCACACGGGCCAAAAACCCUACGAAUGUGCGCUCUGUAAGAGGGCCUUCUCCCGCUCUGACCACCUAGCUCUGCACAUGAAGAGACACACCUGA
Molecule: messenger RNA, 1174 nt
Organism: Phycodurus eques (leafy seadragon)
Lineage: Eukaryota; Metazoa; Chordata; Actinopteri; Syngnathiformes; Syngnathidae
Gene: klf1
Product: Kruppel like factor 1 (erythroid)
Exons: 3
Coding region: 146-1174 (342 amino acids)
Biological process (GO): regulation of transcription by RNA polymerase II
Molecular function (GO): DNA-binding transcription factor activity, RNA polymerase II-specific; RNA polymerase II cis-regulatory region sequence-specific DNA binding
Source: RefSeq, a predicted model, not a curated record